GAGCAGGCAAUCGAUCCUGCAGCAUGUCUCCUGUCAUUGCCCAUCUGCUGCUUCUCACCUGCCUGGUUUUACCACUGUAUGGAGUGGAAAAGGUGAGAAAUAGAGGCUAUCGAAAGGAUGCUGAGUUUGAGAAGUGCACUGGAAAUGAUGCAGACAAGCCAAACUGCACUAGACACUCUGAGGAAGAAAGAGCUACUUAUGUGAACAUGUAUGGCAGCUGCAUGCAGGGCCCACCUGGCACCCCUGGCAGAGAGGGCAACCCUGGGACCAAUGGCAUCCCUGGUACGCCAGGUAUUCCUGGCCGAGAUGGGGCUAAAGGGGAGAAAGGCGAAUGUGUGAGUGAGAUCUUCGAGGAGCCCUGGAGACCCAACUAUAAACAGUGUGCCUGGAAUUCUUUGAAUUAUGGGAUCGACCUGGGUAAAGUAGCAGACUGUACAUUCACCAAGCUGCGUUCAGACAGCACCCUCAGAGUCCUCUUCAGUGGCUCCCUCAGACUCAAGUGUAAGACUGCGUGCUGCCAGAGGUGGUACUUCACCUUCAAUGGCGCUGAGUGUACAGGACCUCUCCCCAUAGAGUCCAUCAUCUACCUAGACCAAGGCAGCCCUGAACUCAACUCAACCAUCAACAUCCACAGAACGUCCUCAGUGGAGGGGAUGUGUGAAGGCAUCAAGGCAGGCCUCGUGGACGUGGCCAUCUGGGUGGGGACAUGCGCUGACUAUCCGAGAGGUGACGCAUCUACAGGAUGGAACUCCGUAUCCAGGAUUGUCAUUGAAGAGCUGCCAAAGUAAAAAAUAUCCUAAGUGAAAGGGAGGAACCAGCCAUGCAACUACAGCACUAUGUCAUCUGGCCAAAAUGAUCAGGUGUGGUUCUUUGAGGCAUAACAGCGUUACUGAUGUUAACUUGAAUGUUUUUUUUUUAGUAGUAUACUAUUUGACAGGCCUGUAAACAACAGUACUGUAUCAUGCUGUCAACCAGAAACAGCAAAGUUUGUACUGUAGUCUUUCUGCUUAUGGAUACUGCUGGUAAAACCAAUCAACAAAUGUUGUGGCAAGACAUUGACAGUGCUUUAGAGUAUGCAGUAACUGUGACCUGUUUAUAUUCAUUAUUACUGUUAAUAAAU
Messenger RNA from Myripristis murdjan (pinecone soldierfish), 1120 nucleotides. Its product is annotated as collagen triple helix repeat-containing protein 1-like. Lineage: Eukaryota; Metazoa; Chordata; Actinopteri; Holocentriformes; Holocentridae. The record is from RefSeq and is a predicted model, not a curated record. The transcript has 5 exons. The coding region runs from base 24 to 788 and encodes 254 amino acids.